AGCUUUUUUUUUUUUUUGAAUAAAUUACAAGUUAAACUUGGCUAGCAAUUCUUGUAUAGUGUUUGAUAUUAUUAUAAUUAAAAGCUCAUGUCAUUGUCAUUCUUUUUCACCUUGUCUUUUGCUUUCUUUUCCAUUCUUUCUCACCACCAGAAAUGCUCUUUGCCUCCCUAUACACUCUCAUGUUGUCACUAUACUUGCGGAUUUCUCUCAUCUUGUCCUUCAACUAUUUAUAACUACCUAGGGUUCUAAUAUUCAUAAAUCUCUCUCUCUCUCUCUCUCUCUCUCUCUCUCUCUCUCCCCUAGAGUAGAUCUUGGAAAGAUCUAGCAUAGCUAAGGGUGGAAAAGGUAAUGAUCGAAAUUUACAUAAGUUGUUCGAUUAAACCUAGUUUCAAGCCAGCUUAGAUUAUGGCCUCAAGCUACUCAAAUUCUCCAUGUGCUGCUUGCAAGUUUCUAAGAAGAAAAUGCAACCAAGAUUGCAUUUUUGCACCUUAUUUCCCACCAGAAGAGCCUCAUAAGUUUGCAAAUGUUCACAAAAUAUUUGGUGCAAGUAAUGUUAGCAAAAUUCUAAAUGAAGUUUUACCCCAUCAAAGAGAAGAUACGGUGAAUUCUCUAGCUUAUGAAGCUGAAGCAAGGAUUAAAGAUCCAGUGUAUGGUUGUGUUGGAGCUAUAUCUGUGCUUCAAAGACAACUCCUUAAGCUUCAAAAGGAACUCGAUGCUACAAAUGCCGAUUUGAUUCGUUUAAAUCAUCAAGGUUCUUCUUCUCUUGGUCUUGGACAUGUUCAUUCUGAUGGUUUUUUUAAUUGUCCAUCUAAUUUGAGCAAUGAUUCUUGUGGGGAUUCCUAGAGCAAAGGUGAUAUGAUAUAUAACAUUUUUUUUUUAUGUUUCAAAGAGUCUAGAGGCGAAACUCAGACACAUUUUAAAUGUAGUGAAUAUGGACGUUGCAGGUUUGAAUUCGUACUAGGUCCGACAUAUGUCCUUUACCAUCCGAGUUGCGCUAACAGGACAUAUGCAUCAAUAUUAGUCUCCUAUUAAUGAAAUUCAAGUUUACCAAAUUUAGGGUUUCCUUGUAAAGUAUUGAAUAUUUUGUGUAAUAUACAAGGAGUCAACUAUUUGUAUAUACUAUAUAAUAUAUUUGUAAAUGUAAUAUGUUGUUGUGAUGAUUUCUGAA
Medicago truncatula (barrel medic) is the source of this 1168-nucleotide messenger RNA. Its product is annotated as LOB domain-containing protein 25. Bases 406 to 843 code for a protein of 145 amino acids. Lineage: Eukaryota; Viridiplantae; Streptophyta; Magnoliopsida; Fabales; Fabaceae. The transcript is spliced from 2 exons. The record is from RefSeq and is a predicted model, not a curated record.